Messenger RNA from Vicia faba (fava bean), 426 nucleotides. NCBI's taxonomy places the organism in Eukaryota, Viridiplantae, Streptophyta, Magnoliopsida, Fabales, Fabaceae. The record is from the annotation of a GenBank genome assembly.
AUGUCCCAAGAGGAGCUUUACUCGAAUAAGCUAUUAAUCACAUUCUUCAAAGAGUUGGGUUACAUCGGAGGCGUUGUCCCUCGUAAUAAAGCCUUAAAGAAACGCUUGAAGUGGUUCAUUGAAAUUCGCUUGUUGAUGGAUGCCAAUGCCAAGGAGGAAAGGAAGUGUAAGAAAAUUAUUCACCAAAUGAAGAGGGGGAUUCAAAUUGUGUCGGCGGUUGAUAGUCCUUCAAACACUUUGAUGCUGAUUAACACUUUCUCUAGUCGGGAUGGGAAGGAGGUUAAUAUGAUAUUCUCAACCAAAUUUUCCGCGAUCUCGAGGAGGAAAUGCCUUAGGGGUUUCCCCGAUGUUGAGAUUCUUGGUAAUGCUCGAGGGGUGUCGCGUGCUCUAGGCAAUCCGGCUUCUGUAUUCUUGGCUCAAUCAUGA